Molecule: messenger RNA, 6024 nt
Organism: Sorex araneus (European shrew)
Lineage: Eukaryota; Metazoa; Chordata; Mammalia; Eulipotyphla; Soricidae
Gene: AMPD3
Product: adenosine monophosphate deaminase 3
Exons: 16
Coding region: 314-2650 (778 amino acids)
Biological process (GO): AMP metabolic process; IMP salvage
Cellular component (GO): cytosol
Molecular function (GO): AMP deaminase activity
Source: RefSeq, a predicted model, not a curated record
GCGUGUGUGUGUGUGUGUGUGCUCGCGCGCGUGCGUGCGUGCCACUGUGUGUGUGUGUGUGUGUGUGUGUGUGUGUGUGUGUGUGUGUGUGUGUGUUGGGAGGGGCAGCAGGAAGGUGAUCUAAGCCCCACGCCUUGGAGAAAAUCCAAGCUUGAAAGCCCGUUCAGCUCCAGGGAGGCUGCUCACAGCUAUGCAAAGCAGAGACCUCCCACCCCAGCUGGGAGCUGCAGACAGGACUCAGCCAGCCCUUCCACACUGACUCAGCGUGGCCUCCUGGGGGAGCACAGCCGCCCCCCACAGCCCCCGAGUAGCCAUGGAGACUCCACCGUCGGGCUCAGCCGAGAUGCCACGUCAGUUCCCCAAGCUGAACAUCUCAGAAGUGGAUGAACAAGUCCGGCUCCUGGCUGAGAAGGUAUUUGCUAAAGUACUUCGAGAAGAGGACAGCAAAGAUGCGCUCUCACUCUUCACUGUCCCCGAGGACUGCCCCAUCGGCCAGAAGGAGGCCAAGGAGAGGGAGCUGCAGAAGGAGCUGGCAGAGCAGAAGUCGCUGGAGACCGCCAAAAGAAAGAAAAGUUUCAAGAUGAUUCGGUCUCAGUCCCUGUCUCUGCAAAUGCCGACGACACAGCCAGAUUGGAAGGGUCCCUCGACAGCCAGCCCGGCCAUGUCUCCCGCUACCCCUGUGAUCACGGGAGCUGCUUCCCAGUCCACGCCAGGGCCCUAUGCCAUGCCCGAGUUCCAGAGGGUCACCAUCAGUGGGGACUACUGUGCUGGGAUCACCCUGGAGGACUAUGAGCAGGCGGCCAAGAGCCUGGCCAAGGCUCUGAAGAUCCGGGAGAAGUAUGCCCGGCUGGCCUACCACCGUUUCCCUCGGACCACAGCUCAGUACCUGGGCCACCGGCGGGCUGACACCGCACCUCCAGAAGAAGGUCUCCCAGACUUCCACCCUCCCCCCAAGCCUCAGGAGGACCCCUACUGUCUGGAUGAUGCGCCCCCCAACCUGGGCUACUUGGUCCGGAUGCAGGGGGGCAUUCUCUUCGUGUAUGAUAACAAGAAGAUGCUGGAGCACCAGGAGCCCCACAGCCUUCCCUACCCCGACCUGGAGACCUACACCGUGGACAUGAGCCACAUCUUGGCUCUCAUCACGGAUGGCCCCACGAAAACAUAUUGUCACCGGCGACUAAACUUUCUGGAAUCCAAGUUCAGCCUUCAUGAGAUGUUAAAUGAAAUGUCCGAGUUUAAAGAGUUGAAGAGUAACCCCCACCGAGACUUCUAUAAUGUGAGAAAGGUGGACACGCACAUCCAUGCAGCUGCCUGCAUGAACCAGAAGCAUCUGCUGCGCUUCAUCAAGCACACGUACCAGACGGAACCGGACAGGACGGUGGCAGAGAAACGUGGCCGGAAGAUCACCUUGCGCCAGGUGUUUGAUAGCCUGCACAUGGACCCUUAUGACCUCACCGUGGACUCACUGGAUGUCCAUGCGGGCCGACAAACAUUCCACCGCUUUGACAAGUUCAACUCCAAAUACAACCCCGUGGGGGCCAGUGAGCUGCGUGACCUGUACUUGAAAACAGAAAACUACCUGGGAGGAGAGUACUUCGCUCGGAUGGUCAAGGAGGUGGCCCGGGAGCUGGAGGAGAGCAAGUACCAGUACUCAGAGCCUCGUCUGUCCAUCUAUGGCCGCAGUCCUGAGGAGUGGCCCAACCUGGCACGCUGGUUCAUCCAACACAAGGUUUACUCCCCCAACAUGCGCUGGAUCAUCCAGGUGCCACGGAUCUACGACAUAUUUAGGUCAAAGAAAUUGCUGCCAAGCUUUGGGAAGAUGCUGGAGAACAUCUUUCUGCCCCUCUUUGAGGCCACCAUCAACCCCCAAGAUCACCGAGAGCUUCAUCUCUUCCUCAAAUAUGUCACGGGGUUUGAUAGCGUGGAUGAUGAGUCCAAACACAGCGACCACAUGUUCUCCGACAAGAGCCCCAACCCAGACAUCUGGACCAGUGAGCAGAACCCACCCUACAGCUACUAUCUGUACUACAUGUACGCCAACAUUAUGGUGCUCAACAACCUCCGCAGGGAGCGAGGCCUGAGCACGUUCCUGUUCCGGCCGCACUGCGGAGAGGCGGGCUCCAUCACCCACCUGGUGUCUGCUUUCCUCACUGCUGACAACAUUUCCCACGGGUUGCUCCUCAAGAAGAGUCCGGUGUUGCAGUACCUCUACUACCUUGCUCAGAUCCCCAUUGCCAUGUCUCCUCUGAGCAACAACAGUCUGUUCCUCGAAUAUUCCAAAAACCCUCUGCGGGAGUUCCUGCACAAGGGGCUGCAUGUGUCACUGUCCACUGAUGAUCCCAUGCAGUUCCACUACACGAAGGAAGCGCUUAUGGAAGAAUAUGCAAUUGCAGCUCAGGUGUGGAAGCUGAGCACCUGCGACCUGUGUGAAAUCGCCAGAAACAGUGUGCUCCAGAGUGGCCUCUCACACCAGGAAAAGCAAAAAUUUCUGGGACAAAAUUAUUAUAAAGAAGGACCUGAAGGAAAUGACAUUCGAAAGACAAAUGUUGCCCAGAUCCGGAUGGCAUUCCGCUAUGAGACCCUAUGCAAUGAGCUCAGCUUCUUGUCUGAUGCCAUGAAAUCAGAUGAGAUUACAGACCUUAACGUGUAGGUCUGGCAUUAGACAUGUAUUUUAACUUUUUCAUUUAACUUCAAGUCUGUUAUGAUUAAGUGGUCAAGAUAUCAAAUUAGGACUUUCCUUCAUGAAGAGGAUACUUUUGAAGAACUUUUAAACUAGAGAUUUUGGCUGCACUAUUCACUUUAGGGUCUAACAUGUCCUCUUCUGUCAAUGUUUCUGAGUAAGAUGACUCCUCCUGAGAGAUCUGGGAGCGGGACACUUGUCUGUCCCACUCAUCCCUAACUUUCCAAAUAUUUCUCUUGAAACUGCUAGGGCUUGCAUUUGGGGGCUUAGAUUUUGGAGGUGGCAUGGCCUCAUGCCCACUCACAUGAAGUUUGUGGGGUUUUGCCAUCAGCCUCUAAAGGCCCUGCAGGCUGGUUGGCAGUUGUUCAUUUUCAGCCUCUUGCUGGCUGGCUGCCUUAAAAAUCUAUUUCAAACCUCCCUUUCAUAAAGGAGCUACUUUUGAGAGAAUUGAAAUAGAAAGCAUCCUUCUUGACAAUUUAUGUUUUUAAUGAAUUUUAUGAACGAUUUUAUUUAGCUCUCCUCCCUAUUUAGGAAAUCAAAUGUGGACAUGAAAACAAUCUCUCCUACAUUUUGGCUUCCUCAUCUGUAAAGUGAAGGUCUGGAUCAGAGGCAUGCAUUUCAGACAGUGGCUAUGGAUCUUACUUCUGGGGCCACUGUAGGGCCAGGAAGGAGGGUUAAGUGAGGGUCUGGGUACUGCCUUUAUUUCAAAGUGACUGUUUUUACCAGAUUUAUAAUGGGGGUGUCAACAUAUUUUCACCUGAACCAAGGAUUUUGCGAAGUACAGGACUAUAUGAACUUUAUUCCCCUUGGUUCUAAAAUUUUUAUAGUUGUGGGCCAGUUAUUUUUCCUUAUGAAGAGUUAGAUUGAAAGAUGUGAAAUUUGCCUAAGGUCGAACAGCUAAUAAUAGGACUAAAAUUAGGUUUCUUUCCUAAUCCAGUCCUCUCCCCACACUAUUCCAUUAGACCUAACAGAUUUUUUUUUAAACCACUGUGACCUGUUGAAUUUUUUUUUAAAGGAGAAAUUCCUUUUUAAUGUAAUAUAUAGACUUCCUUAGUCUAUAAAGUGUAGGAACCACUUCCUGAGACAAGGUCCAAGGGGCAAAGAAAGCAUUUCUAAAGACCAAUUUGACUUUACACUUCAACAAAGUACUUCAUCUGUGUUACUAGUGCCUGUUUCCUAGUGGGUGCUCAAUAAACAUAUAUAAACUCACCAAAUAAAUUUCUCUUUUGGCAACUUUUUAAGGAUAUGUGUUCUGAAUAUUCAAAUAUUGCUCAAGUAUCUUCCUAUUUCCGUGGGCAGAUUCAGAUUAUUGUAAGUCCUGAAUCAUUAUCAAGUUAGAAAAACUUGAUUUUUGCCUGAGACAAUGCUUCACUGAUUUGAUAUUCUCUUGUCCUGUGACUUUGUACCUGUCUCCUCCAUUGUCACGUGAGCACAUGGAAUUUUAAGUGUAGUCUUUUUAUUAGACAAACAUAAUAUGUAAUCUUGCAUACUUAUUAUGAAACUGAAUGAAAAUCUACCAUUUAUCUUAGGCAUCAUUUUUGAAAUCUCCAUUUGUACACAUUUGCCCUAAUAGAUUAAGUAUUGUACAGUUUUUCAUUGCCAUUUUAUCUGUGUCAAAUAUUUGUUUUUAAUUAUGAAAUAAAGUCCUUUAGGACCAUGGCUUAGUAAUUUAAAACUAUGUCAAGCAAAAUGUUUUAAGUUUUUUACUUUAAUUGGGUAUUGUGAAUGGUUAUCAUUAACUACUAGCUUACCUUUAGAUUGAGACAUGAAUCUAUUCACUGAGAAACUAAACAUUUUCAAGCUGAAGCUUAGCAGAUCAUAAGGUAAACCUUUGUUUUUCACUCAUUUUAAAGCCCUGUUAUAGAUCAUGAGCAACUUCAUACAUUUCCUUUUCCCUGGAUAUUAAAUCUAUUCAGUCAACAUUUGUACAAUUUUACCUGUCCUUUCAGUUUACACUUUCAUAACAUCAUUGUACCUAACUGGCUUUUUAGGGAUGAAUUCCUACAUUCUUUUACUUGUAUAUGGCACCAAAUGCAACUGUACACCAGUUCAUAUUUCUAAAGGAACAUUAUUUUGAGGCGUAUUAUCCUUUACUUGCUCUAGGAGUUCACAUUCUGUAUCAACUCAGACUAUAUUAUUGAAACUAGGUUAAAACUUAGCCUCACAAAAAACAAGUUAUUGUCCCUGAGUUGGUACUAACAAAGAUCUAUUACAGUCCUCUACUUUUUUUUUUUUUUUUUUUUUUGCUUUUUAGGUCACACCUGGCGAUGCACAGGGGUCACUUCUGGCUCUGUACUCAGGAAUUACCCCUGUCGGUGCUCAGGGGACCAUAUGGGAUGCUGGGAAUUGAACCCGGGUCGGCCGCAUGCAAGUCAAAUGCCCUACCCGCUGUGCUAUUGCUCCAGCCCUAUCUACUUUUAUUUUAUUAAACAUUUCACUUUAAUUUUUUUAGGGAGACAUCCCCGAUGAUGCUCAGUUUACUCCUGGUUCUGCACUCAGGCAGGCUUGAGGACCCAAUGGAGUGUCAGAGACAGUAUCAGGGUCAACCAUGUGAAUGCAAGUACUCUACCCACUGUACUAUCUUUUCAGCCCAUCUACUUUUAAUGUUAGAUUAAAGCAAAGUAGAAAGCAUAUAUUUUUCUCUAUUUGUACCGAAAUGCUACAUUGGUGAAACACUAUUCCUCUUUUUCUAAAGAUAAUAUGAUAAUAUAAAUAUUGCAUACCUGAAUAGGUAUAACUAACUGCAAUAAAAAAUACUAAUUAGGUAAAAAUAGGUAUUUAGAUAUUUUUAUUCCUUCAACCGCUAUGUAAUUAUUUUAUUUGAAAGAGGAUGCAGAGAUAUAAAGACUAUAUAUAGCUACAAAGAUUAUCAACAUCUCUGAGAAUUUUAUGUAUUUGAGAAAAUUAAACAUCCUUUAUAUAUAUAUCAGUAAAUUUAAUUAUAAACUGUCAAUCGUUCUUAUUAAUGGCUUUCUUCUUUUUAUUGUUAAGAUACUGAGAUGUUUCUCUAAUUACAGUCUUGAGACUUAUUUUACAAGAUAAACAUAAAAAUUACCCUAUAGUGGAAUCUGAGUAAAAAGACAAAGGAACAGAUAAAAAUCUGUUGUGAAUUGUUUAUAUUAUGUUGUCAUCGUGUUGCUCAUCAUAAAUAAGGAUUAUUAAUUGUUUUACCUAAUCUCCAAGUAGUUUUCUUAUUAUUAAAUAGAGAAUUUUAACAGAAAAAAAAAACCUUUAAAAUCAGUAUUUUUUGGACUGACUUUUAAUGAAUCCAACUUCCCAAUGUUAAAAGUCUGUGAUUUUUAAGCAACCUUAGUACUUUACACAUAUAUUUGGUAUAGGGAAAU